Messenger RNA from Heterotrigona itama, 536 nucleotides. The record is from the annotation of a GenBank genome assembly. NCBI's taxonomy places the organism in Eukaryota, Metazoa, Arthropoda, Insecta, Hymenoptera, Apidae.
AUGGCGAAAGUGAAAUUAGAAACGGAACGGUUCGUUUCUUUCAACGUCUUAACGAUAUUAUAGGGCGAAAGGCAUGCAACUUGCGAACGGAAGAAGCAAUUUCUUUCCAAGCUUCUGGAAAGAGUCCCAUUGUCCCUUGUUGCCCAUAGCGUUAACCUAGCGUUAACCGUUGUUAUACCUACGCUUCUUUCUGACCUGCUGCUGCUGCUGCUGCUUGAUUUUAUAGAGGCGAAGCUACACCGCAAGGCCACAGUGUCCCAGAUGGUGCUGCUAUUCUCGAAGCUGCAGGCCUUCAUCGUCAAAAAUCUACCGCAAACAGGCCUGUUCCCGUGCAAUCCGCCAAUUACGCCGGAAAUUUAUGCCAACGUUACCUACAAUGUGCUGAUGCUAAUCGAGAUGCUGUUGCUCUGUUACGCGGCAAGGUACGUUUAUUACGUGGAUGUGGAAAGGGAGGAAGAAACGGCGGCGGUCGUCGUCGAGGCGACAGAUCGGCCGAAAGACAAGACGACGGAACGAGCCAGCUCCGCCACGAAUAG